UCCGUGGCGUGUGCGCAGGCGCCGAGUGCCGCCGCCUCCCGCUCAGCGGCGCUGUCCCACCCCGGUGGUGCCUCCGCGCUGUGGUGAACCGUAAAUAAGCUGCGCCCGGACCGUUCGCGGCGGUGUCUGACCGGCGGCGCCUCAGGGAGCGCGGGGCCGGAGCGCGCCGCUCAUCGCAUCACACCGCAGCGCGGCCAGACCCGGCCAUCAGCGGCUCUGAGCGGGGUUCCCGCCGUGCCCGUGAGGGGAGCGCGGCGCGGAGGGGCGGGCAGGCGUGCGGGGCGGUGCCGCCGCGGGCAGGGGUGGGUUCCCCGCCGAGUACUUAGCGGCGGAGCGCGGCGGCUUGGCGGAGCGUGGUCUAGUCUUGUGCUGUCGUCUCAGUCCGCUGCUCGCCAUGGGGUCGGCUCCGCCCGUAUUCAUCGGCGCCGAGGAGGUGGAGAAGCACCUGCACCGUGCUAGCCUCCUGCUCCCGGCGCUGGAGGCUGCCCUCGGCAACUUCUCGUCCGGCGCGGCGGGAGGCGUCGCGCAGCCCGUGCGCACCGUGGUGCCAGUGCACCGGCACGGAGGGUUCCUAGGAGUCAUGCCUGCUUACAGUGCUGCUGACGAUGCUCUGACGACCAAGUUGGUGACUUUUUAUGAGCACAAGAAGGAUUCGUCUGUCCCUUCUCACCAAGCGACCGUCCUCUUAUUUGACCCAAGAAAUGGUUCUUUAAAAGCUGUGCUAGAUGGCAGUGUCAUAACAGCAAAACGAACAGCUGCAGUUUCUGCAAUUGCUACCAAGUUGUUAAUGCCACCUUUUGCAGAAGUGCUCUGCAUUUUGGGAGCUGGUGUUCAAGCAUACAGCCAUUAUGAUAUCUUCACAGAACUCUUCACAUUCAAAGAGGUCAGAAUAUGGAAUCGCACCAAAGAGAAGGCGGUGAAGUUUGCCAAUUCAGUUAAUGGUCCAGUGCAGGUCUGCUCUUCUGCUCAGGAGGCAGUUACUGGGGCUGAUGUAGUUGUAACAGUCACUAUGGCAACCACACCAAUUUUAUUUGGAGACUGGAUAAAACCAGGUGCCCAUAUCAAUGCUGUUGGAGCAAGCAGACCAGACUGGAGAGAACUGGAUGAUGAACUGAUGAAGAAUUCUGUCCUGUUUGUGGAUUCUAGAGAUGCUGCUCUUACAGAAUCAGGAGAUGUUAUAUUAUCAGGGGCAGAGAUUUUUGCUGAGCUGGGAGAGGUAGUGAAGGGUACAAAACCAGCCCUGCCUGAGAAAACAACAGUGUUUAAAUCACUGGGGAUGGCGGUUGAAGAUACAGUAGCAGCAAAAUUUGUUUAUGACUCGUGGUCAGCUGGUAACUAAAGAGAAGUCUACAAUGUCAGUGAGGCCAAGAAAAUUGUUUGCACUUAGUUUCCUCAGAUCUCUUGCUAACAAGACAGACACCAACCCUAUCAGAAUAUGUCCCUUCUAGAACAUUCAAGAAUGCAAGGUAAAAUUUCAGCAAUAGACUAAUUCUUAGAGUUUUCUAAUGGCAAGUGUUAGAUACCUGCAGUAUUACUAACGAAUAUCUCACAUAAUGGCAAGUACUAGAUGUUUGCAGUGAUACUAACAAGGGUAACUUUACGUAUUUUGGUAUAAUACUGGAAUCAAUGUCUUUCCUCCCUAAUUAUUUAUGUAGCAGUAGUCUGUGGGUAGAUUUUUGUGGGUUUUUUUAGAGAGGUAACUCACACUGGUGUAAAAGGUAUCCGUCUGGAAGAUGGAUUCUGGCGUCAUAUGUACCCAUGAUAGUAUGUUAAAGGCAAGUGGGUUUCAGUGUUAGAGUGACAGUAACCUAGUUUUCAGUCUCCUAGAACACAGCCCACCUCUGAUUCCUGGACUGCCCUUUCCUUUCCAGCUCAGAUUGUGAUCUGGAAGUCACCAUCCUUACUUUCACCACCCACAGUCCCUCUCACCUGCCCUCAGCCCCUGUGGCUUCUCAUUUAAGAGCACACUCCUGAGUGGGACUUUACAUAAAUAAUGUCUCCAUACAGUUAGAUUUCUGCCAGUUUUUCUAAAAGACCUGGCUCAGGAAGACUCAAGAGUGCAAAAAAAUCACAGCUAAUAUUAUAUACAUCUUACUUAACUGGAAGAAAACUGUACUCAAUGCCUCCCUUAGUACAUUCUUGAGUGGGAUAUUGCCAUUUUAAUCUUUCAAGGAGUCACCAAGAAUGUGAGCACUAAAAUGUGUUUUGAUUUAAUUUUUAUCUCUAUUAUGUGGAGAGAUUUUGUUUUUAAUCUGUGUUAUUUCCAAGUUCUUUUUUCUAAGCUUCUUGAAGGCUGCAACCAUGCAAAUUGAUUUCAGUAGGAUAAACUUCAAGUAUACAGGCAAAUAUUUUCAGCUUGGCCCUACCAUACAUCAAUUGGUAAUUGUUCUUUUAUCCCAGUGGAUAUUAGCUGGGGCAGGAAUUUCUAUGAUCCUUUCCUGGCAGUGGAACCCUGUGAUGUCCUGCAUAAGGAAAAGUUCCAGUUUCGUGCUGUUAUGCAAUUGCCUUACAAAAUGCUGAGCAUCUGCUGAAAAACAGUAUUGCCCUGGAAACAAAUUCCUGCCUUGGGCUAGAGUUAUGCCUUGUGAAAUUUUAUUUCUACUUGUAUAUUAUUUCAUGCAGGCUACUCAGUGUUUGUUUGAUGUGUGAGGAUUAGAUGCCAUGAUCAUUUUAUAAUGGUGCCGGUAGAAUACAGUGGAGCAACAGGAAGAGUUAGAAGCAGUUAGCAUUAAAGCCCUUGAUGGUGCACAAGUAAGUGUAGGGGAGGUUGAUGAGUACAGUGCAGAUGUGAUAAAAUACUCCAAAUGAUAAGCCUGGUGUAAACUAGUUGGAAAAAAGUAGUAAGUGGCAGAGUCUGUAAUCUGCAGUUUUAGCAUGGAAGGGUACCAGACCAGCAAGUGAAUAGAGCCAAGGGGUGUGUUUGUGUGGAUAGAAACCUAACUCCACCGAUCUUGUUUAUAUCAGCAGAAACAAGAACGGAAAUUUCUCUAUAAGCUUUUGCGUAUUUUAAUUGUAGCAAAAUUUUUACACAUGUUUUUCUUCUUUGUCAUUUCUGAAGUGAUCAGAAAUGUAUGUGUUGGCUUAGCCCGUUAUUCAGCGAUAGAGAACUUCACUAGCUUGAGACAAACGUGACAGCCAUUGGUGUUCUAUAACUGAAGAAAUGCAUGGAAACUUGCACUCACUAAUUAUGACAGUAUUGUCCAGUUCUGUGCUUGUGUAAAAACAAGAUUUGUAUUUGAAGUGAGACUUGGUGUUUGGGGAAAAAAGUCCAGUUUAAUAUAUACUCUUGUACAGAUGGCUCUUAAAAAAAGUAAAUGGACCCGGUCCAAAGGCCUGGUUCUGAAAACCCAGUGUUCUCAGCUUUCAUUGACAAUAGGAGCCUCUGGGAGCCUGUCUUCAGCAUUGUACCUCUGAAUUCAUGAAGAGUAUUUGGUUCAGUUACAAUGGGAAUUGCUUGGAAUGUUGUCUCUGGAAUUUUUUUGGGGGGGAAUUAAGACUAUUAAUUUCCAUGUUUCCUUCUCUUACAAAUUAGAUUCUCAAGAAUUGUGUAACUUUCAUUUCUGUUAAAAUUAAAUAGAUACUUCUGUUUGACUUUCA
Messenger RNA from Strigops habroptila (Kakapo), 3597 nucleotides. RefSeq names its product crystallin mu (gene CRYM). The transcript has 8 exons. Gene Ontology annotation, biological process: thyroid hormone metabolic process. The record is from RefSeq and is a predicted model, not a curated record. Lineage: Eukaryota; Metazoa; Chordata; Aves; Psittaciformes; Psittacidae. Gene Ontology annotation, molecular function: thyroid hormone binding. The coding region runs from base 395 to 1339 and encodes 314 amino acids. Gene Ontology annotation, cellular component: cytoplasm.